Messenger RNA from Theileria orientalis strain Shintoku, 996 nucleotides. RefSeq lists its product as uncharacterized. The transcript is spliced from 3 exons. The record is from RefSeq and is a predicted model, not a curated record. NCBI's taxonomy places the organism in Eukaryota, Apicomplexa, Aconoidasida, Piroplasmida, Theileriidae. The coding region runs from base 1 to 996 and encodes 331 amino acids.
AUGUUCGACAAAUCGGUACUUGUAACAGGUUGCGACUCUGGCAUAGGAUUCGGCCUAUGCAAGAAACUUGUUGAAAGAGGCUUUUACACCAUUGCAGUUUGCAGAACUGAAGUCGGUAAAAACAGUGUAGAAGAAGUGUUUGUUAACUUUAAAAACAGGGGAAACGCCACAAACGCAGAUGAAGUGGUCAAAGAUAAAAGCCCAGAACAAACUGAUACACAAGAGGUAGGACUUGUAACAAUAUUGGACAUAACAUGUGAAAAGUCAAUAAGGCAGCUAGUUUCGACAUACGUUGAGUUGAAUAAGGCAGCCAAGGUGCCUAACCUAUACGCAAUCAUAAACAACGCGGCGAUAUGGCGAUUCUCAAGCCUAGAGGAAUCUCUGCUAAGUGAUGAUGGGAUCCACGAGGAGCUGGAAAGAUGGAAAAAUGUAAUAAAUAUUAAUGUUCUCGGCGCAGUUACAACGUCUUUGUAUUUUAUGCCACUACUGAGGGUACACAAGGGCCUGAAACCCAGAGUUAUUUUCAUCUCCAGCGUUUUGGGCGAGUGUGCAAUGCCGGGCCAAUGCAGUUACAUAUCAUCCAAAUUCGCAAUCAGAGGCUUCCACGAGUCACUCUUGCAUGAAUUAGUCAACAAUGACAUAUUCUCAGUCUGUAUUUCGCCAGGGCCCGUCCGUAACACGAAUCUGUUCAGCGACCUGGACGACUACGAGGCUGACCAGUCGUACAAAUGUGAACACACUAAGGCAAUAAAGGACUCACUAAGGAAAUUGCGGAAUUACGGGUCAAGCAUCGACAAAGUAGUCGCUGCAGUCAUAUGUGCAUUGGAAUCCAAGAGGCCAAAAAAACACAGGAACCCGGCGGGAACCCUCGUGUUUAGAAUCAGCAAAAUGCUCCCAAAGCUCAUUUACAUUAAGUUAGUUAGGUUCGUGCUGAGUAAUAGUCGCUUUCUGGACAAUAAGCUAGUACAAAUGCCACUAAAGUAUAUAUUCCGAUAA